Messenger RNA from Drechmeria coniospora, 3441 nucleotides. RefSeq names its product F-box and WD domain protein. The record is from RefSeq and is a predicted model, not a curated record. The coding region runs from base 1 to 3441 and encodes 1146 amino acids. Gene Ontology annotation, cellular component: cytosol; proteasome regulatory particle, base subcomplex; nucleus. Gene Ontology annotation, biological process: proteasome-mediated ubiquitin-dependent protein catabolic process. Gene Ontology annotation, molecular function: polyubiquitin modification-dependent protein binding. The transcript has 2 exons. NCBI's taxonomy places the organism in Eukaryota, Fungi, Ascomycota, Sordariomycetes, Hypocreales, Ophiocordycipitaceae.
AUGCAACGAGAGGCCGCGGAAAGUCGAGAACAAGGUCCUCAAAUUCCCAACGACCCGAAAUCUUCCAACCUCGCCCACGAUGGCUUACUCGACCACCUCCAUCGCGUACCGUCACUGGGCUCUGGCAGCUCCCGAGCCGCCUCACCACCCUCCAUCCCCGAUGAUGACGACCUCGACGCGUCUCGGCCCGCCCGGAAGCCAGAUGAACUGAAUCUCGGCACACCGAGGACCGUCUUUGGCCAGAGGAUCAUCGACUACGAGAAUGCCCUGGCACCACCACCUAGGCCGAAGCACGCUCGGGCUUUCGACGCCGCGAGGCACUCCGACCCAACGAACGCCGUCCAGCUCACCCAUCUUCCAAAUGAGAUUCUGACACACGUCUUCUCCCAUCUUCACCCCGACUCGCAUUCGUCCGUUGCCUUGGUGUCGAAGCGUUUCUAUGCCCUCGUGGCGUCGCCGCACGCCUGGCGCAUGGCCUUCAUGCGCUACUUUCCGGGCCACACGUGCCUCGGCACCAAUGCCUUCAAGGUAGAAGCCAAUGCCUCGGCUGAGUCCCCAACGGACCAUUCCACCUCGUCUGAAUCCGAAUCUCGCUUCUUUGGGAGGCUCACCCCUCUCGCAUCGUGGAGAAGCGAGUACCUUUUCCGGACUCGCUUGAUGCGGAACCUAAUGCGAGGCAAGCCGGGAAUCAGUCACGAGGGCGUCGGCCCCGCGGGAAGCAGAGACCGAUCGUCGAAGAAGAAAAGUGCCGUUUUGACUUUCAACUCGAAGCUUCCAUCACCCAUCACGAACCUUGAUGCCCACUUACCUGGCGACAAGACGAUGGCGUCUCGGGCGAUUCACGGCGCCGGAGAGCUGGCUGUCGCGACCAUGAGCAAUCCGACAAGCGGAAAGAUGGAGAAAUGGGGUCUUCAAGAUCCCUUCUUCGCUGCUCUGCUGCAUGAGACUGCCCCCAACCUUGUCCCCUACGGUUUGGGGGACGGACCAGCGGCCUGCCCCAACCGUAUGGACGUCAGCCAGGCGUAUGGAAUGCUUGCGGGAGAGGGAUUUCCUGGCGGCCGGGCCUACUUUCGGGCGGGAGAGAAACUGUCUGGUCCGGGCCGGUACCUGGCCGUCGAGAGUACCGACUUGGCCGAGACGUACCCCGACAUCCCACACAUCCCCGACAUGCUGGAUUCCAUCAGCAGUGUUUGGAUAGCCAAGUCUUCGGCCGUACCGGCCACCACACUCUCCAUGUGCGGCAUGCUGACCGGCUCGGCAUUGGGCCUCGUCACGGCUUUCUCGCUUGGAUCGGAGGCCAACCGGCCGGUGUACGGCGACGGCGACAUGACGGCUCGAUGGGUUCUUAGCCCCGGCGUACCCAUCGUCUCGCUCAAGGUCGACGACAGCUACAGCACAAGGCGCAAGGCAUCCGCGAGGCUCUGGGCCGUUGCCCUGAACGCCUUGGGCGAGGUGUACUACCUUGUCGACGUGCCCAAGCCCGCCAGCAUGCAUAAUCGGCCCAACGUGGAUCGCACCCGUGCCGCCAACCAUGUCUGGCUGGCCGGUCGGUCGGCAUCCUGGCGGCUCAUCGAAGGUACUCGCCGCGUCGCCCGACACCACGAUUCGAACCACGCUGCCCCCGCCAGUACGCACUCGCCAGCCUGGCUGCUGAACUCGAUGGAGCGCAGCAACGAUCAGCUCGCAGCCGAGGUCCGUGAGACGGAGCGAUUCUUUCAUCACAGGCCCGCUCAUUUCCGCAAACUUUACCAUGGCUGGGACAUGCAGCGCAAGUUGGAGGUGGACUUUGCCGCCGACGACGGCCAAGGCGCCGGAGAGUGCAUCCUUGUCAUCGACUGCGGCCUCGCCGAGGGCCAACCUGCCCGCGUCCGCCGCUUCACCAGGGCGCUGCAGCCAACCCUGCUAUCCCAUGGAGAAGGAAACGAGAGAGAUCCAUCGGCCGGCUCAGCCUCCACAGCCCAUGCUUCCUCGCUCUUUGGCACUCAAAUGUCGGACCUUCCUCCGUCGCCAAAGCUCCCGUUCCGCGCUGCGGCACCCCUGCCGGAUGAUUGGUCAUGCUCGAGUUUGCAUCUCAACUGCCAUGCUCAUUGUACAAUCACCGCCUCCGACUUGGACCGUUCUACUUGCUCCCUCCUUACCUUGAGCGAGGAUCCGCUCCAGGUUCAAGGAGAAGCUGGUACAGCCUCUGCCUCGUCCGACGAAGCAAACGCUGUUGCAAGGGAGAUACCCGGGCGCCGAGCACGACUCUUCGCCAUCGGCACCAAGGCUGGUGCCGUACUCGCCUGGAAUGCCCGGGAAGUGGGCGGCCCCCGGGGUAUCCGCCCCGUCCGCGUUAUUCAGACGGAGUCCCCCGAGAUAUCAUGCGUUGCCGUGUCCGCCCUCUACCUGGUCCAUGGAGGGAGCGACGGGCUCGCUCAAGCCUGGGAUAUACUGGCGUCGACGUCGGAUGCCAUCAGAACAAUCAAUCCCAGAUCCAACAGACGCGUGCCUCGCCAUCCCAUAGCCAUGAACCCCGCUUCGUGGGACAGAAGCCACUCUGCAGUCGGAGCAAUCUAUCUUGAUCCCGACGCCACCAUCCUGCGUGGUGUCCUGUCCGUUGGGGCGUAUUUGCGAUAUUGGACGUAUAGCUCAUCCGGCGACGCAACCGGACGUAAGCGCCGCCAUCGACAUGCCGACAUGCACGGUCGUAUAGCAAGUCGUCGACUCGGCGAGACUGUUUCCGGAUACAUUGCGGCAGAAGCGGCCGAGCUGCGGCGAGAGAACGAACAUCGAGCCCGGGAGCAUUCUCGCCUGCGCAAGCAUUUCGGCUUAGGCGCUCUCGGCGAUUUGACGGAAGAGGAAGCGCUGCGGUAUGCCCAACUCGUUUCCGAGGAAUCCUACCUUCGAGCCGAGCAGCACCGCGCGAUUGACUCGGCAGCGGACGCAAGUCACGAAAUGGCGUCGUUCGUCGAGGCGUCCACGGACGCAGCCACACCGGAACCCAGUGCCACCACCGGUGCUUGCCUGCCGCCCGACACGGUGGCGGAUGACGAUGGCGAUGAUGAUGACGAAGCCGACUUUGAGCAGCAGAUUCAGGACGCCAUUCGACUGUCCCUGCUGGACGAGGAAGUGACCAACGCGGGCGCGUUCUCGGGUGGUGACAGCUCUGGCGGCUUUGAUUAUGCCAUCAGGGUCAAGCCCAAGAGCGGCAGGAAGUGUAAGCGUUCGAGCUCGCCCGAUCAUUCGCCUUACGCCGACCACUCGCCCAUUACGUUUGGCAAACCCGGAUCAUCGCAGCCCGUGGCUAACGAGGAUGAAAGCCUUGCCCUCGCCAUCCGUCUCAGCCUGCAGUAUCAGAACGUGCCACCUUCGCCGUCGCCUUCAGCGUCGAGCGUCCAGGACGACGGCGCCUUAUCCUCGAACGUCAAUGCGAUGGGCAUGAGGAAACGGGAAGCCGAAUAA